ACAGUCAUUGGAACAAAAUCUUGUAGAAGGCCUAGCUGCUGAAUAAUAUAACCUCAUAAAACGCUGACAAUUUAAAGAUCCAGCCAUGCUUUAAUAGCCACAAUGAAAAUUUAUUCUUAAAUAUAAAAUAGACUAAAAUUAAACAGAAAAUAUUGAAUAAACCCAGGAAUUUAUAAAAAUGUGAAAUGAUAUCAGGAAAUAGGGGUCACUCGCCCAGGCCCCACAACUGACAAACGCAAACGAAAUCUGAACAGCUGAUUAAUGUUGGAACAGUCAGAACCCCAAAAUUCAGAACUCGGAACAGUAAUCAGAACAGCAAUAAUUUGAUCAAAUAGCUAUUUAUUUGGAUCAAAAUAGUUAUUUAUUUUAACGACGAAACUGGUUCAAAGUUUUAAAAAUGGGAGUAAGCACUAAAUUUGAAAUUUACAUUUACUCCGAUCGGUAUUUUUGUAAGCGCUUUUGAACUUGACAGAUACGUCUUAAAAGAAUAUUGAGGUUAUGUUAUGCUAUUUAUUUCCGAAAUAAUCGAUUGCUGGAUGAUUUUGGCUGGAUUUUUGGUCCAAUUUCACUUUUUGCAUAUUAAAUUGUUUCAUUUAUUCAAUAAGAUUCCAGUUGCAUAAAAUAAAUCCUCAAAAAUGCCGCGUAUAAUGAUAAAAGGUGGUGUUUGGAGAAACACCGAGGAUGAAAUUCUUAAAGCGGCCGUAAUGAAAUAUGGCAAAAAUCAGUGGUCUCGUAUCGCCUCCUUGCUCCACCGGAAAUCGGCCAAACAAUGCAAAGCUCGUUGGUUCGAGUGGCUGGAUCCCAGCAUCAAAAAAACCGAAUGGUCUCGCGAGGAAGACGAAAAACUUUUGCAUUUGGCCAAGCUGAUGCCUACGCAAUGGAGAACUAUUGCUCCUAUUAUUGGACGUACUGCUGCUCAAUGUUUGGAAAGAUACGAAUAUUUAUUGGAUCAAGCUCAAAAGAAAGAAGAUGGAGACGACGGUGACGAUCCAAGAAAACUCAAACCAGGCGAAAUUGACCCCAAUCCAGAAACCAAGCCAGCUAGACCUGACCCUAAAGACAUGGACGAAGACGAGCUCGAAAUGCUGUCCGAAGCCAGAGCCAGACUGGCAAACACUCAAGGCAAAAAAGCCAAACGUAAAGCCAGAGAAAAGCAACUGGAAGAAGCCAGAAGAUUAGCCGCUCUGCAAAAACGACGAGAACUUCGCGCAGCCGGCAUCGAAGUUGCUCCUAGAAGAAGGAAGAAGCGCGGCGUCGAUUACAAUGCUGAAAUUCCAUUCGAAAAACGCCCAGCAAUUGGGUUCUAUGACACUUUGAAUGAAGAAUUAGACCCGAUGGCACCAGAUUUUUCAGAAAUGACCCAACAGAAGCUGGAUGGCAACUUGAGGGCCGAACAAGAGGAUCGCGAAAGGAAAAAGGAUAAACAAAAGCUGAAACAAAGAAAAGAAAACGAUAUCCCUGAAGCCAUGCUUCAAAAUCAGGAACCUGCCAGGAAAAGGUCGAAACUUGUUUUGCCAGAACCACAAAUCUCUGACCAAGAACUACAUCAGGUAGUCAAGUUGGGCAAAGCAAGUGAAAUUGCCAGAGAGGUUGCUUCUGAAAGUGGUGUGGAUUCAACGGACACUUUGUUGAAUGACUACACUGUUACGCCUCAUGCUACAGCCACUCCAAGAACACCGGCAGCACAAACUGACAGAAUUUUACAGGAAGCUCAAAACGUAAUGGCACUUACCCACGUUGAUACUCCACUCAAAGGCGGCCUGAAUACUCCAUUACAUAAUUCGGAUUUUAGUGGGGUUGUGCCUCAACAACAAGCUAUUGCCACUCCAAACACUGUGUUGGCUACUCCUUAUAGGUCAGUUAGGAGUGAAACUGGUUCAACUCCUGGAAAUACAGGUUUUAUGACACCCAAAAGUGGAGCUAUGGUGCCAGUGGGUGGAACAUCUACAACUUAUGUGGCACCAUCUAUAAGGGAUAAAUUAAAUAUUAAUACUGAAGAUGCCCUAGAAGUAGGAGAUACUCCAGCACAGCAUCUUAUGUAUCAGAUGUCCACCAAGCAGCAACUUAAAAUGGGCUUGAGUAGUUUACCAACGCCUAAAAAUGAUUACGAAAUUGUUGUUCCGGAUAAUGAAGAACAGACUAUUCCAGAACAAGCUCAAGAAAAAUCAAUUGAAGACCAAGCUGACGUAGAUAUGAGAUAUCAAGAAGAAAUGAAAGCCAAAGCUGCCAAAGAGCUUUUAUUGAGAUCACAGGUGAUCCAAAGAGAUUUGCCCAGGCCACAAGAUGUUAACCUCUCAGUUUUAAGGCCUGCCAAUGAGAGUUACUCACUGACUGAGCUCCAGAAAGCAGAAGAACUUAUAAAGUUGGAAAUGUCAACUAUGCUUCAAUUUGAUAAUUUGAAAAACCCUGUGGCUACUCAAAGUAAGCCGUCUAACAAGAGUCAGGCUCAGCAGUUGGCAUUUCUAGAGGAACAUCCAUAUAGAAAUUUCCAUGCUGAAGAACUUGAAACGGCAAAGCAAAUGUUGAAAAAGGAAAUGGAAGUAGUUAAAAAAGGCAUGAACCACGGAGAUUUGCCGAUGGACGCUUACACUCAAGUUUGGGAAGAAUGUUUGGGUCAAGUGUUGUUUUUGCCUAAUCAGAAUCGUUACACGAGAGCUAAUUUAGCCAGCAAAAAAGAUCGUUUGGAGUCGGCCGAAAAACGUUUGGAACAAAACCGAGCCCACAUGGCCAAAGAAGCCAAAAAAGCUGCCAGAAUGGAAAAAAAAUUGAAAAUCCUCACUGGAGGAUAUCAGUCGAAAGCUCAAAGUUUAAUAAAACAAUUAACCGACGCCUACGAAAACAUCGAUCAAGCCAAUUUAGAAUUGAAAACAUUUAAAUUUUUACAAGAACAAGAGAGAAACGCGCUACCAAGAAGAAUCCAAGGCCUAACAGAAGAUGUUAGUAGACAACUAGAACGAGAGAAGGGCUUACAAACAAAAUAUAAUGAUUAUCAAAAUAAAAUCAUAGAUUUACAAGAGCAAUUGGGAUACGAGCAACAAGAAACUGCAGAGCAAGUUGAGGAUUUAGAUGGGGUAAGCGUGCAGCCAGAAACAGAGCAAGUUACCAACAAUUUAAAUGCAACUGUUGAAGAAAAUAUCAGUUCUACAAUCAAUGGGCUAGAUAAGGAGGAGGAAAAUGUUGCAGUUCAAUAAUAAUAAAUAGUGUAUUUUAUAGAAUUAUUAUUAAUACAAUAAUCCAAAAUAAAAAAUCUUAUUUUGUUUGCUUAGUUAGAUAUCUCUUUGUACUUUUGGGAAAGGAUACUCUGGAUGAUCCAAAACGCUAAAAAUCAAAAUUAGGCAAAUCUAAUUAAUGUAAAAAAACACUUACGUUUGAUUGAAAUUCAUUAGAUAACGUCUUCCUUGUUCACCUUUAUCCAGACCAGUCAAUAAUUUAACAUCCUCGACAUCCAAAGUAAAAUCAAACAAAUUAAUGUUUUCCUGAAUUCUUUUUGGAGUUACACUUUUUGGUAUGACAGCGAUAUUGUUUUGGACUAAAAAUUUUAACAACACUUGCCCUGAAGAUUUUCCAUGUUUGGCAGCAAUUUUCUUGAUUACUGGAUCUUCUAGGAGCUCUGUGCUCCCUGGACGUGGCCUAAAAUUACAAUUCGAAUAAUUGAAACAAUAAAUAAAAAUUCCUUACGGUCUUCCUUGUUUAACCAAAAACUCAUUUAUACCAGGAUUUCCUAGAGAAGCAUAAGAUAUAGGCAAAAUUCCAUUAGCUUUAAGAUACUUCACCAAUUCUGGCUGUUGUAAAUACACAUGAAGUUCAACUUGAUUGGCUGCUGGCUUGAUUUUGGCAGUUUUAACUAACCUACUGACUUGGUCUUUAUUGAAAUUUGACACCCCAAUGGCUCUUGUCCUGCCAAGUUCAACUUGCUCUUCAAUACCUUCCAAACUGCUCCAUGAUCUGUGGGUUGGGCUACCGAAGCUGAAGGAUCAUUCUUAGAAGCACCUCCUGCUUGUACGCAAACAGGAAAAUGAAUCAAAUAUAAAUCAAGAUAAUCGAGUUGAAGUUGUUCCAAGGAUUUUAAAAUGUCUUCUUCUACUCGGUCAGGAUGGACUCCUGCAGAAGCUAAUUUUGUUGUUACAAAAAGAUCUUCGCGUUUCAAUUUCCCUGAAUCGAACCAACUUUUCAGGACUCUACCGAUUAUGUGCUCAUUGAAGUAAGCUGAAGCAGUGUCGAUGUGCCUGUAGCCGGCUUUUAGGGCUUCGUUUAGGGAUGUUUCUAGAUCUUUUUCGUCUGUUACCUCGGAAAAAUAUUUUGAUUCGAAACCAAGAGAAACCAAUUUCGAUAAAAUUUAAACUCACUGUGAAAGUUCCUAAUCCAACAAGUGGAAAUUU
Messenger RNA from Ceutorhynchus assimilis (cabbage seed weevil), 4379 nucleotides. Lineage: Eukaryota; Metazoa; Arthropoda; Insecta; Coleoptera; Curculionidae. The record is from the annotation of a GenBank genome assembly.